This is a messenger RNA of Phodopus roborovskii (desert hamster), 2000 nucleotides long. It is a transcript of the gene Nfam1, whose product is annotated as NFAT activating protein with ITAM motif 1. Gene Ontology annotation, cellular component: membrane raft. The record is from RefSeq and is a predicted model, not a curated record. Gene Ontology annotation, molecular function: transmembrane signaling receptor activity. NCBI's taxonomy places the organism in Eukaryota, Metazoa, Chordata, Mammalia, Rodentia, Cricetidae. The transcript is spliced from 6 exons. The coding region runs from base 64 to 861 and encodes 265 amino acids. Gene Ontology annotation, biological process: positive regulation of B cell receptor signaling pathway; B cell receptor signaling pathway; regulation of B cell differentiation.
CCUCCAGUGAACUAAAGAGGAAGGAAAGACUUUGAUCAAGAGUCAGGCUGGUGGCGUUGUCAGAUGGAGAGCUGGUGUCUGUGGUGUGGGGCCCGGGUGGGAUACCUGAACCCUCCCUUCUGGCUCCCAGCUCUGUGGUUCCUCCGUUUGCUGCUGGUACCCUGGACCCUGCAGCUAGCAGGAGGGAUAUCAGUGACCCACACCGGCCUCCCUAUCAUGGUCUCUCUGGCCAACACAGCUGUCUCCUUUAGCUGCAGAGUCAACCAUCAGGACACUCCAGAAUUCAAGGGCUUCACUGUUAGCUUCUUUCAUGAAGAUCUCCACGGCAAGAGAAGCUUAGAGAAGCCAAUUUACUGUCAACACCAUCCUGGCAUGGAGAACCACACCCUGGAUUGUGUGGUUAAUCUCAGCCUGCCAAAUGCAUCUGCCACGGGCACUUACUAUUGCUUAGUCCAAGGGCCCAUCUCGGUGCAGGGCAGUGGUACCUUCAUUCUGAUCAGAGACACAGCAUACCAGCCACCUUCAUUCAAGCUCCAGGAGGGCCUACUGUUUGGCUUCACUGGCCUGCUGAGUAUCCUGAGUGUGCUGGGCACAGCUCUACUGUUUUGGAAGAAGAAACAGAUGUCAGCUCUGGGCAAGCACAUCACCAGGACAUGCCUUGAUCCUAAAUCCACCAGCAGAAUCACCAAGCCUCCAGCAGAACCCAUCUACACGGGCCUGCAGCGUCGAGAGACAGAGGUCUAUGCCUGCAUUGAGGCAGAGACUGGCAUCUCUGUCUCCAGCCAAAGUCCUCCCUCCAAGGACAAACUGAAUAGGUUUGAGGAAGACAAUGAAUUUAACCUCGUCUAUGAAAAUCUCUAGGAGAAAUUCUAUAGGCCCCAAGCCUUGUCUUGGAUUAGGACCCCAGAGCCCCUUCUGUUGGCCAAGGACCUGAUCUGGGCCAGGAGUAGGGCCUGGCGGACAUGCCGUCACCUCACCUGCACAUGGCUCUCCCUGCCUUGGCCUGGUCUGCUCUCACAUUCUUCAUGCCAGCAUAUAGUUCACAUCUCUGGGCCUUUGCCCAGUCUGUUUCCUCCAUCAAGAGAGCCAUUCUUCCUCUGGCCCUCUGGACACAGUGCUCCUCAGUCCCACCGGGCUCUUGUGGACACUAACUCUUUACCUUUGCAUCUCUCACUGCCAUCCCCUGCAGAGCUGUGUACGUGGCUCUCUUGGCACCACCUUGGUUCACAGGCAGACGUACCCCUAGGAGAAAACAGUGGGACCCCUGUCAGGCCCAUGGCUGGCAACUAAGCCAUACUACCUGCUCAGUCAGCCCGAAGGCACAAGGUGGCCACACAUUGGGUAGAACUGGAAAAUGGUAUGGCUAAGGAGAGAUGAAAAUGGGCAUCAAAGAACUGCACAAAAUCUGGCUGGGCCCAGGGCAGAUUUGGAGGCUUAGGAUAUGACAAGUGGUGUGGUGAACCAGGGCCAGGCGCAGGGAGGUCCCAUCAAUGCUGGUGAGAAAGGAGAGUCUAGCUUUUUGGGGGUAGGGGUGGAGUGCUGACUAAACAGGAGCUUCCUUCCCCCAACAAGAACCCUCAGCUAGUUUCCCAUCAGCCUGUGCGGGUACUUACCUCCUGUGCCUACUGCCCUUGAUUCUCCAGGCCUCUGCUCCUUAUUCUACCCUAGGACCCAGUUCCCUCAAAUCCCCUCCUUGUGGCCUAUUCUGACCCCACCAUCUGCAGCUCCAUCCCAUUUUCCUCUGUCUUUAUUUAUUUGCUUUUGGCCCAUCCUGCUUCUGCUUCAGAUGGAGGCCAGCCUAGCUGUCUGCUACCUCUGUGUGGCUUGUGCUCUGCCUCCUGGGGUAGGCGGGCUAGUCUCUGUGCUGGAGAAGCCCAAGCCAGGGUGGACUUUCUGCCCCUCAGGAACUCACUGAAGGCCCUCAUCUUACCCUCCAGGCACCCCUGCAAUAGGAAAACCAACUCCUUGGAAGACAGGGACUGAAGGUCUCAGUGUUUGGA